AUGGACGUUCAUUUCCCUCCAAAUGGGUCUGAUGUGUCUGUGUCCUCUGGCCACUUGCCGCAGUUGACCUCGCUCAGUGGGCUACAGUCACAGCCUCUUCAGCAUUCUCAUUUGCCUGCUCAUACGCUGCCGCCGCUGCAACCCCAGAGUGCAGCUCUUUCCUUUGCUCGUUCUGUCUACAGUAGUUCGGCGAGCAGUGCUUCGCACACUCCCAGGGAAGCGCAGUCUCCGAAUGUUUCCAUUCCCGGCACCCCGUCGAGUCAAUUCCCUCAUGUGGGUUCGUCGUCGUCUCUGAGGGAUAUGGGAACAGGAUCCUACUUUCAACCGAGCACGUCGUAUCAAACCUCUCAGCCCCUCCCUUCGACGGCUACCUUGGCACACGCACAACCUCAUCCUAUCGCGCCUGCGCCGCCUCAUGGCCGCCUGCCCGUUCCCCUCCGUCCGAUGCCGAGCGGUGGCCUGGGGCCUUUGACGUUGCCCUCCCAGUACAGUCCGUCGCCUUCGCUCCCGCAGACUCCGGUCCUCUCAGAUCACGAACAACAGCCUACUCAUGUCGUUGGUUCUCAGGGUCGUCGUGGCAUACUGCCGAGCGCUCCAGGACGAGCUGCUGCAGUGGGUGGAAACACUCCUACCUCAGGAAAGAAUACUACAAUCCCUGCCAAGGAUGCGGAUGGAAAAUUCCCUUGCCCUCAUUGCAACAAGACCUACCUCCAUGCAAAGCAUCUUAAAAGGCAUUUACUCCGGCACACGGGUGAUCGUCCGUACAUGUGCAUUCUUUGCAAAGAUACCUUCUCGCGCAGCGAUAUCCUGAAGCGUCACUUUCAAAAGUGCUCGCUCCGACGAGGAAAUCCAACUGGUGCUAGUCAUCUCUCACAUUCACAGGCACAUUUGAAGAAGACCCUCCCUGGACAGAAUAAACAGGCUCCAGCUGGCUCCGAGAAUCCAGAAUUCAACUUGAACGGAGCAGAUGACUUUCAUGAUAAUUCCCUGCCUGCCCCAAUCGGCGGGGUCUCCUCGACCUUGCCUGCCCCUAAUCAAAACAAAUAUCUGGACGAGCCGCACCCUGCUCUCGCUCCUUUGAAUGGCAGUGCUAAUGGCAUCAAGCGACCCAACAGCGGCGACGGUAGAGAUCAACGAAGUCUGACUGGUCCUGGCCCGUCAGGUUCAAAUCGAGCUAGCUUUGACGCAGCCCAUGGGACAGGUAUUCCGUCAACGUAUCAUUCGACCCUUGACCACGGUAUGCCAGCCUAUGCCAUGCCUAACAACCAGGGCCAUUUCUCGCACGGCUAUGACUAUCGACACCAUACCCCUGACCAUGGCUUCAAUUUGGACGCCAACCACAGAAGCAAUAUGUACAACGGCACGCAUUCCGGUACCGGGCAUGAAUUCGACUGGUCAAAUAUGUUUCACGGAAAUUCCCACGACGGCUUCAUGGACCCGCUCUUCCAUUCCUCUGGAGGGCACGCAAACUUGCAUGUGAAGCCUGAGCAAGGCAUGGCUCAUGGGCAUUUUGAUGGGCACCCUGAUGGACACCACGACUCCGCCUUUCCUGGCCUGUACCAGGCGGGGGGCGUUGGGCCAGAAGCACUAGUAGGCACUUUCCCACAUUGGAAUCCUGAGACUUCUCAGGAUGAUCCUUUGCAAGCAAAGGCUGAUCGGCUUGUUGGGUUCUGCCUCUCAGCAGAAGGAGCAGACCAAUCUGUAGAUGAUUACCAGGCGACCGGAGUGCUGAGGCGCAUCUUGAGCGUCGACAACAUCAAGCACUUUGUCCAGCUUUUCGCGAAUUACCAGACGCAUUGGCCCAUUGUGCAUAUGCCAACCUUCAACAUCGUCGAAGCGUUCAACGGCUUAGUUCUCGGCGUUUUGUGUCUGGGUGCCGUCUACUCGGACAAGGUCAGUGGCGCCGAUGUCAAAUUCCUCAUGGAGCGCACUCGCGCAGCCAUUCAACGACACUUCCCCACCGUAUUCCCCACCACCAAAGGUAGCGGCGCCAUCCGUGCCGGUUCGCGCAAUAAUGGUCCUUUUACGUUUGAAGAACUUCAGGCUCUCUUUCUCUUCCAGAGCAUGUGUAUCUGGCACGGCGAUCUGGUUCAGCGGGAGGCUGCCAAACAGUCGCUUGCUACUUUGGUCGCAAUGGUGCGCGAUGCUGGCUUCUUGCAUCCUGCGGGCCCGGGAAGCUCGGCCUACAGCGUUCUGCAUCAGAUCGGCCAGCCUAUCGAUCGGUUCACUGCAGACUGGGACUGGUCUGCCUGGGUGGAACAGGAGAAGCGGUCUCGGCUGAUGUAUGCAUGCUUCCUCAUCGACUCGUCUCUGACCAUUUACUUCAACAUGCCGCCGCAACUUAACCCCUUUGAAAUCCGGCUUCCAUUGCCCGCGGACGAUGCUGCGUGGGAGGCAAAGACGGCUGUCGAAUGUGCCGAUGCUCUCGGGUUGCACGGCUCGACAGCCCAAGGCAGGAACAUCACUGGCAGUCGCCGUAUUCAGCAGCCUGAAAUGAGCCAGGCUCUCAAGGCGUUGAUGAGCCCUGUGUAUGCCUUCCAGACGCGCACGACGAAUGUCUUGUCCAAGUUCAUUCUCAUUCAUGCUCUGCACAUUCUUCUCUGGCAAGGUCAAAGGCAAAUCUCUCAAGGCCUGGGCCUCGCUGGCUGGAGCGAGAUGAGCUUGUCUGACGUGAAUCUUGCCAGGGCGAUGCCGCAGAAUGAUUGGGUCAGCAUGAGCGCCUCUAGUAGCGCUGCUACGAGUGGCCGCGAGACACCUAUUGAAUACGCCACGGGUGCCCAAUCUCCUGGCGGGCAGCAAUUCCUCAAGAGCAUGAACCAGGCACUCCAAAAGUGGAAGCAAGUCUGGGAUGAGGAUCUGUCUCUUCAAUAUCCAGUUGGCUCUCCGAGGCAAUGGAGGCAAGGAUUGUGCCGCGAUGCUGUCCAUUUCUACUGGCUCGCACGCAUCAUCCUUCGCAAUUACCGUGCUCUUGACUGGAAGGUGCCUGCUGAUACGCGCCUGGCUCAGGUGAUGAGUCUCCUGCAAAAGAUCAAGGGUUGGGUUGCGUCCGACCAUGCUGCGCGCGGUGAGGAAGUUGGCUCGGUUGGUAACAUUGAUGACAGCUUCGGUGUUGAAGACCUCAACCUGGAUAUGAAGCUUAUCUACAAGCCUAUCAGCGACCAGACCACUUCUACGGCAGUGCCUGGUGUUGGACAUGUCCCUCUAGGUCUGUAG
Xylona heveae TC161 is the source of this 3213-nucleotide messenger RNA. RefSeq lists its product as hypothetical. Gene Ontology annotation, cellular component: chromatin. The transcript has 2 exons. Gene Ontology annotation, biological process: regulation of transcription by RNA polymerase II; DNA-templated transcription. Gene Ontology annotation, molecular function: RNA polymerase II cis-regulatory region sequence-specific DNA binding; zinc ion binding; DNA-binding transcription factor activity, RNA polymerase II-specific. The record is from RefSeq and is a predicted model, not a curated record. NCBI's taxonomy places the organism in Eukaryota, Fungi, Ascomycota, Xylonomycetes, Xylonales, Xylonaceae. The coding region runs from base 1 to 3213 and encodes 1070 amino acids.